AUGUCUCGCAUGAAUUCUGGUGUUCCGUCGAGAACAACUCAAAUGACUUUGAAAGAACAAGAACGAGUUGUUGAUGAGAUCAAAAAGGAAAAUUUUGGUUUAAAGAUGAAAGUGUAUUUUUUAGAAGAGCGAUUGAGUAAACUCGGUCCAGAUGAAAUGGAAAGGGCUUUAAAAGAGAAUGUAGACAUAAAGAUUCAAAAUCAUGAUCUUAAAAUUGAAUUGAAAGAAUACAAGAAAUUACUAUUAGAGUCCGAUAAAGCUAUACAAACUCUUCAACAAAAUGGUACCGGCUGUCUUUUACAGCAUGGUAUGUCACCAGCAGAAGAAGUUGCUUAUCAUAGAGCUAUUAAUCGGGCCGAAGAGCUUAGUCAGGAAAAUGAUCGCAUUCAACGCAAACUCGCUGAACAACAAGGUGAAAUUAAACGCCUUCAUGAAUUAAUCAAGAUAACAAGGCCUGAAAUUAAUUUUGACGAUGAGGCACCAUUAGAUUUACUUGAUUCAAGUACUGAAAAUCAACAAUUAAAAGAAUUGAUAAAUCGUGACAACCGCCUGUCCGGUGAUCAAAGUACUAAGAUUGCAAUGUUGAAGGAGACGUUGCGUAAAGAAAGAGAUGAGAAGCAUGCUAUUUCACUUGAGGCUGAACGACUUCGGCAACAGAUACUUGAUCUUAAAAAUCAAAUGUCUGAAUCAAAUGUAGAGUUAAAGAGGCUUCAAGAAGCUGCAAUGAAAAAUUCCAAUUUAUUAAGAAAAGGAGAGUUGGAAAGAGAUGAUGAAAUAAUUGAUGAUUGGGACGUGAGCAGAAAAAUAAAUGAUGCUGCUGAUAAAGCAAGGCAAGAUGAGGUUGAAAAACUAAAAGCGCAAAUUACCAAUCUUAACAAGCAGUUGGCUUCCCGAACAAAUGAAAAUGAUGAUUUAUACUCUGAACUAGAGAUGAUUAAAGGUCCCCUUAGCUCUACUUCGUCUUGUGGAGAUAUUUCUUCACGCUUCCUUAAUGGAGAGUUUAGUGAACAAUACGAAGAGAGUCUCGGUCAUUUACGUGACAAAGUAGCAGAGCUGACACUUCAACUCCGUGAAAAGUCCAUGGAAGUCGAUCAACUGGUAGUAGAACUGGAUAGAAACACGUUGGCACAUUCUACUUCAGUUCAAGAUUUUGAAGAUGACAUGGACAGAAUGGAAUGUCAAUUCCAAGAAGAAAUUGCUUUGUUGAGAGAUAACGAUAUGCGUUACGAAGAAUCGAAAGGUCAGAUAGAAAAUCAACAACGUGAGAUACUGGAAUUAUCUCAAUCAGUUGAGAAGUAUCAAACUGAACUAGAAAAUAAAUCAAAGGAGUUGAUAAACUUGACAGAAUCCUUGAAAAAGUCCAAAACCCAGUUAACCAGUAUGGAACAAGCCCUUAAUGAAAAGGGUAUGGAAAUAACUGAACUUCAGUGUCAAUUAGAAAUUAAAAUUAAAAGGUUAGAAUCCGAUGAGAAAUUACACGAGAGUGUUGUUUCAGACUUGAAAGAGGAAGUUCGAGACAAAAAUUCUACCAUUGAUGAACUAAGAGCACAAGUUGCUUAUCUCGAAAAUAAUCUUACGCAGGAGAAAAAGUCUACCUAUUCGAACGAGACUCAAUAUCGCGAUCAAAUUAUCGAACGUAACACGUUAUUGAUGACUACAUAUCAAUAUCUGGAUGAUAUACUUUCUGACGGAACAAAUAAACAAUCCACCUAUCCGAAACCAUCUGCCAAUUUCAAAAUAUUCCACGAGCAUCUAUUAUCGAAACUUAAAGCUUUAAGCAACACUUAUAACAUGUUUGACCGUAGAGUGAAAGAAAUAGAUAAUCGUUGGCAAGAACAAUACGAAUCUCUUAAGAAUCAAAUGGAUAUAAAACUACGCUUACUAAAUAGAUUUGAAGGAAUGAUCAAUAAGGCCGCUAUUGCUCAGAAAGAUUGGAAAGAACAAGCAAAAAAAAAUCAAAGCGAACUUGAUGCUGCCAAAAAUACCAAUGAUGAGCUCGUUUAUCAGCUUUCAACUUUGCGAGAGCAACUUGAAGACUAUAAAGUGGUUAGUACUCAUGCCGAAGAACUUGAAAUUAAACUCAGAACAACAGAAUCCAGAGUUAAAGAAUUAGAAUACAGGGAAAAACAGGCAGAGGAAAGGCUCAAGGUUGAAAAACAAGGUGCCAAAGAAAAAGCUGAAUCUUUGAUUGAAAACAUUAAGGACAUUGAAGCUCAACUGCAAGCCCAGAAUCGUAGGAAUGCUCAAUUGCAGGAAAUGAUUUCUAUGCAAAAGGCCUCAAUGGAGGAGGCAACUAACGAAUCAAAAGUUAGGGCAGCUAAAGUAGAAAACACAUUUGCAAUGUUAAAUGAACAGCUUCGCGAACAAUUAGAGGAAAAGAACAAAACAAUUGAAAAUGAGAGACAGAGAGUUAAACAUUUGGAAGAUCAAUUUUCUUGUAUGCUUGAAGAACAAAAACGGUUGCAUUUGCAGAUUGAAGGGAGGGAAACCAUGAUUAGCAGAGUUCUAAAUGGUUUACAGAUGAUCAACCAACGCAAAGAUGUGAUAGAAAAUGCAGCAUUGAAAAAUAUUACAGAGGAUAUGCAAAUUGCGCUUUCACUUGAUCGUAAACCUUCUUACCAACCUCCCGUCAAUAUUAAUCCACCUUGGAAACCAGCUGGCAAUAAUCUCAGUGUAGCCCAUUCUAAGAAAACUACGGUGAAAACUCUAUCGACUAAAUCAUCCAUUCCCGUCUCUUCGAAAUCAAAAGGUGUAAAUUCUACUAAAUCAUUAAUACCGACACCUAGUGAAAAGACGGCAAACGAAAAAUCUUAUUUCAAUAAAAGUUGA
Cetraspora pellucida is the source of this 2829-nucleotide messenger RNA. Lineage: Eukaryota; Fungi; Glomeromycota; Glomeromycetes; Diversisporales; Gigasporaceae. The record is from the annotation of a GenBank genome assembly.